UCCCCUCCCACUCUCUCUCUCUUCUCCCCCCUUUUAUCUCUCUCUCUGUCUGUCCCCCAUCUACUAUUCUCUUCUUCCGAGGCGGUGCGAGCUGAAGCUAGCCACGAGCUCACACAGGGAGCACACUCCCCCCCACCCAAUUCGGCGCGCCUCCGCUUUCCAGCAAGCCGCGCGCGGCCGGCGGCUCUGAUCGGGCAUUGGAUCCUCCCUCACUCGCCGGCCCUUCCGGCGGCGGCUCCUCGCGGGAAUUUUGCGGAAUUUUUUUCUACCCCUAAAGUCGCGGGAUCGCGCCCAAUCGAAUGGCGCAGAGCAAUUGGGAAGCGGAUAAGAUGCUUGAUGUAUAUAUAUAUGACUACUUGCUCAAGAGGAACCUGCAGACGACGGCCAAGGCCUUCAUGGCGGAGGGGAAGGUCGCUGCUGAUCCAGUUGCAAUUGAUGCUCCUGGAGGAUUUCUCUUUGAGUGGUGGUCUGUCUUUUGGGAUAUAUUUAUUGCAAGGACAAAUGAGAAACAUUCUGAGGUUGCAGCAGCUUACCUUGAGGCACAACAAAUAAAAGCAAGAGAGCACCAGCAGCAGAUGCAGAUGCAACAGUUGCAACUCAUCCAGCAAAGACAUGCUCAAAUGCAGCGAACUAAUUCAGGACACGCUGCACUUAAUGGCCCAAUAAAUGCCCUAAACUCCGAUGGCAUUUUGGGGCCAUCAACAGCUAGUGUUUUGGCUGCCAAGAUGUACGAAGAGCGCUUGAAGCACCCUCAUUCAAUGGAUUCCGAGGGAUCACAACUUAUUGAUGCUAGCAGGAUGGCUCUUCUCAAGUCGGCAGCAACAAACCAUACAGGGCAAUUAGUUCCUGGUACUCCCGGAAAUGUAUCUACUACGCUACAGCAGAUUCAGGCUCGGAAUCAGCAAACCAUUGAUAUUAAAAGUGAAGGUAACAUGGGUGUUGCCCAAAGAUCUAUGCCCAUGGAUCCGUCGUCCUUAUACGGACAGGGAAUAAUUCAGCAAAAACCUGGAUUAGGUGGUCCAGGACUGAGCCAAGGUGUGAGUGGUCUACCCUUGAAGGGCUGGCCAUUAACUGGAAUAGACCAACUGCGACCAAAUUUAGGUGCUCAAAUGCAGAAGCCAUUUCUUACAACACAGUCACAGUUCCAACUUAUGUCACCACAACAGCAGCAGCAACUCUUAGCACAGGCUCAAGUACAAGGGAACCUUAGCAACUCAACUAAUUAUGGGGAUAUGGACCCCCGCAGAUUCACAACACUAACCAGGGGUGGCAUGAAUGGUAAAGAUGGACAAUCUGCUGGGACUGAUGGUUGCAUUAGUUCCCCCAUGCAAUCAAAUUCACCGAAAGUUAGAUCAGACCAAGAAUAUCUUAUGAAGAUGCAGCAAACAUCUUCUCAGCAACCACAGGAACAACUUCAGCAGCAGCAACAGCAGCAGCAGAACCAGCAACAACAGCAGCAGCAAAUGCAACAGAACAAUAGAAAAAGAAAGCAAGCUACAUCUUCAGGAGCGGCAAAUAGUACUGGAACAGGAAAUACAGUAGGGCCUUCAGCCAAUUCUCCACCAUCAACUCCAUCCACACAUACACCUGAAGGAAUUGGAAUGGCUAACAAUAUGCGCCAUGCUCCGAAAAAUUUAUUGAUGUAUGGUGCAGAUGGAACUGGACUUGCAUCCUCUUCAAAUCAAAUGGAUGACCUUGAACAUUUUGGUGACGUUGGCUCGUUGGAUGAUAAUGUUGAAUCUUUCUUAUCCAAUGAUGAUGGAGAUGCAAGGGAUAUUUUUGCUGCACUUAAAAGAAGUCCUACAGAGCCUAAUCCAGCCACUGCAAAAGGUUUUACUUUCAGCGAGGUUAACUGUUGGCGAACAAGCAACAGCAAGGUUGUCUGCUGCCACUUCUCUUCAGAUGGCAAGAUCCUGGCUAGUGCUGGACAUGAAAAGAAGGCUGUACUUUGGAACAUGGACACUUUCCAGACACAGUAUUUACCAGAAGAGCAUGCUCUCAUUAUCACUGAUGUUCGUUUCAGACCUAACUCUACACAGCUUGCAACAUCAUCUUUUGACCGAACUAUCAAACUAUGGAAUGCUGCAGAUCCGUUCUCUCUGCACACAUUUGCUGGGCAUAGUUAUCAGGUCACGUCACUAGAUUUUCAUCCAAAGAAGACAGACCUUUUGUGCUCUUGUGAUGGCAAUGGUGAAAUCCGAUACUGGAACGUGACUCAGCUUACCUGUAUGAAUGCCAUAAAGGGCGGUACUGCUCAAGUUCGUUUCCAGCCUAACACCGGACAAUUUCUUGCAGCUGCUACUGAAAAUGUGGUUUCCAUAUUUGAUGUUGAAACACAUACCAAAAAAUACACCCUGCAGGGCCAUAACACAGAUGUGCAGUCAGUGUGCUGGGACAACACUGGGAGUUACCUGGCUUCUGUCAGUCAGGAUCUUGUUAAGGUUUGGUCAAUAUCAUCAGGAGAUUGCAUCCACGAGGUCAGCUCAAAUGGAAACAAGUUCCAUUCUUGUGUCUUCCACCCAAGUUACACCAAUCUCUUGGUGAUCGGAGGCUAUCAGUCUUUGGAGCUAUGGAACAUGGUAAAGAACCAAAGCAUGACAGUACAGGCUCAUGAAGGUCUGAUUGCGGCGUUGGCACAAUCACCAGUAACUGGGAUGGUGGCUUCUGCGAGCCACGACAAUUCUGUCAAGUUGUGGAAGUAACAAUAAUAAGUAAUCCGACUAGAUAGUUUAUUUUCUUUUUAUCCAGAUAAUUGACAUUUGUUCAGUCGAGGCAUAGAAUGGGCUUGAGCUCGGCCAUGUUAUGGAUUGUGCGGUACUGAAAAGCAAAUAAUGAAGAGUUAGCUGGUUGCCUGUUGCGAUUAAGCUGUUCAGGGCGGAUUGCAGUGAGUUUGUGGAAGGAGUUGUAUUUAUCCUGAUAGGUUUGUGUAGCCCAAAAUGAACAAAUAGAAACAGGCCUAAAGUUGGGUCCCGCUGUUCCAUUUAUUUAUGCUAUCUGAUGUAAAAUGUAACUUUCUGUGCUUGACUAGAAGUCACUGCAAUUAGCCGCUGACGGUUGGGGAA
Brachypodium distachyon (stiff brome) is the source of this 3062-nucleotide messenger RNA. RefSeq names its product transcriptional corepressor LEUNIG_HOMOLOG. The coding region runs from base 300 to 2702 and encodes 800 amino acids. Gene Ontology annotation, molecular function: protein binding; transcription corepressor activity. The record is from RefSeq and is a predicted model, not a curated record. Lineage: Eukaryota; Viridiplantae; Streptophyta; Magnoliopsida; Poales; Poaceae. The transcript has 18 exons.